This is a messenger RNA of Carica papaya (papaya), 652 nucleotides long. RefSeq names its product early nodulin-like protein 3. Gene Ontology annotation, cellular component: plasma membrane. NCBI's taxonomy places the organism in Eukaryota, Viridiplantae, Streptophyta, Magnoliopsida, Brassicales, Caricaceae. The record is from RefSeq and is a predicted model, not a curated record. Gene Ontology annotation, molecular function: electron transfer activity.
GUACCAAAAUCAUGCUUCUAACACCUCUCCACCUCAUAUCCAGCCAACUUUCCUCACCCACAACCUACAACGAUGGCUGGGUCCUCCAUCCUUCUGAAGAUUACAAUCACUGGGCUCAACGAAACAGGUUUCAAGUCAACGAUACUCUCUAUUUCAGGUACAAGAAAGGAAGCGACUCUGUGUUAAUCGUGACGAAGGAUGAUUUCGACUCCUGCAACAUAAAAAACCCUAUCAAGUCACUCACCGACGGCAACUCCACUUUCGUCUUUGACCGUUCUGGUCCGUUCUUCUUCAUCUCUGGAAAUUCCGAUAACUGCAACAACGGCCAGAAGUUGGUUAUCGUCGUUAUGGCCGUGAGAAACAAAACCCACCACCACCAACAGCCUUCUCCCGCUCCUUCUCCAGUCGUCGUCGCCACUCCUCCUGCUUCUCCGUCUUUGGUGCCGGAGGCUCCAGCAGGGUCGCCCCGCCCCGACUGGGGCCCAAGUGGUUUCGGUGCCCCGUCCCCCGGCCCCGUAGACAACAAUUCGGGCUCGACCCGUUUGGUCGGUGGCCGUUCAGGAAUUGUCUUGGGGAUUAUUGUUCUGGGUUUUAUUGGGACUAUAUUGAUUUAAUUUAUGAUGUUCAUGUUUUCUUUAGUCUUUGGUGAAUG